Messenger RNA from Henningerozyma blattae CBS 6284, 579 nucleotides. Its product is annotated as DUF2406 domain-containing protein. Lineage: Eukaryota; Fungi; Ascomycota; Saccharomycetes; Saccharomycetales; Saccharomycetaceae. The record is from RefSeq and is a predicted model, not a curated record. The coding region runs from base 1 to 579 and encodes 192 amino acids. The transcript has a single exon.
AUGGUAGGUUUCAGAAGGAAGUCACAUUCAAAACAUGAUUCAAAAACCGAUAUCAAGGUUUCCAAAGAAGAUCAAGAAAGAUUAAAGGUUCGUACUGCCUCUGUCGCAGAUCCAAUUCUAGAUGCUGUUCAAGAAGCUCAACCUUUCGAACAAGCCGCUGAUACAUUCCAAGAUAAUAUUAAUCGUUCUUCCUAUCUGUCAAAUGAUCCAAAUGAAAUCUUACGUGAUAUCUUCGGUCAACCAAUCACUGUUGCCGAUGUAUCCAACCCAACAAGAGCAAGAGAUGAAAGACCUUUAGAUACAAUUAGAUCUUUUGAAUAUGCCAUAUCUGGUGAUCCAAUUUGGGCUGAACAGUUAGAAACCUCUACUUAUGGUUUCAGACCAAGACCCGAUUUUCCAACUUUUGGUACUACAGCUUAUGAUCAAAACGGUAUGCCAAUCCAACCUGUCCAAAUGUAUGGUGAACAAGGUGUUUACCAAGCUCCAAUAACUGGUCCAUCAGACGGUAAGAAGAAAAAGAAGAGAGGUUUAUUUGGUAAGAAGAAAGCAAAGAAGUCAAAGAAAUCUGAUGAUGAUUAA